Messenger RNA from Sardina pilchardus (European sardine), 5099 nucleotides. It is a transcript of the gene gga3b, whose product is annotated as golgi associated, gamma adaptin ear containing, ARF binding protein 3b. The coding region runs from base 141 to 2285 and encodes 714 amino acids. Gene Ontology annotation, cellular component: trans-Golgi network. The record is from RefSeq and is a predicted model, not a curated record. Gene Ontology annotation, biological process: Golgi to plasma membrane transport; intracellular protein transport; protein localization to cell surface. The transcript is spliced from 17 exons. NCBI's taxonomy places the organism in Eukaryota, Metazoa, Chordata, Actinopteri, Clupeiformes, Clupeidae. Gene Ontology annotation, molecular function: ubiquitin binding; small GTPase binding; phosphatidylinositol binding.
GCAAUGUUUAGGUUUUAUUUCUCACAAUUUUAUAAAUGUUAAUAUAGAUUUACAUGAUGCAAUAGCACAACGAGUAAAUACCAUUCAUUUUAAUGCCACCCAUUCAUACGAGCACAGUUUACGGGACGCUAUGAGAGGCUAUGGCGUACCAGGAAGGCGAGUCGCUGGAAUCAUGGCUCAACAAAGCCACACACCCAACUAAUAGGCAGGAAGACUGGGAGUACAUCAUUGGUUUCUGCGACCAAAUCAACAAGGAACUGGAAGGACCACAAAUAGCAGUUAAACUACUCAUUCAUAAAAUCCACUCACCUCAGGAAUGGGAGGCACUCCAAGCUUUAACGGUAUUAGAGGCAUGCAUGAAGAACUGUGGGAAGAGGUUUCAUAAUGAAAUUGCAAAGUAUAGAUUCUUAAAUGAAUUAAUCAAAGCUGUUUCACCUAAGUACUUGGGAGAUUCUGUUCCAGAGAAAGUGAAAACCAAAAUAAUAGAGAUCCUGUAUAGCUGGACCGUGGCUUUCCCCAAUGAAGCCAAAAUCAGUGAUGCAUAUCAGACCUUGAGAAGACAAGGACUCAUCUCCUCAGACCCAGAGCUCCCUGUUGACCGGAUGUUGCUACCCUCUCCUCCGACACGGGCCAAAAACCCUGUGUUUGACAACGAGGACAUGGGAAAGUUGCUGGCAGAGCUGCUGAGAAGUAAGAACCCAGAGGACCUUCAGGAGGCCAACCGACUCAUCAAGAGCAUGGUGAAGGAGGAUGACGUCAGGGUGCUGAAAAUGACAAAGCGCAUGAAGACCCUGGAAGAGGUGAACAAUAAUGUCAAGCUACUGAACGAGAUGCUAAGCCACUAUGACAAAGACAGGUCCUCCGAGUCAGAUCGAGACCUUAUCCGGGAGCUGUAUGACCGCUGUGACAAGCUGAGGCGCACCGCUUUCAAACUGGCCACUGAGACGGAGGACAACGACUCAAAUCUGGGUGAUAUUUUGCAGGCCAGUGAUGACCUUUCGAAGGUCAUUAGUCUGUACAGGAGGGUUGUGGAGGGGCAGACAGACAACGGAGACACUGAUGACCCAAGGCCAGCUGGCCCUGAGAGUAAUGCUGGUGGGGCUGAAGUCACAGACACGCUGAUUGAUCUGGCAGGCUUUGAUGCCACAAAUCCUCCAUCUCCACAGUCAGUCCCUCCCCCAGCCAUCUCUAAUCUCUCUCCAGCCAAACAGACGGCCACCUCCAUUCCGGUCCUCCCGCCUCCGCCUCGCCGAUUGGCUGGGGCUGCGGGCAGUCAUGCCAGUCAGACUUCAAGCCCCAGUCGACACAUCACCAAGCAGUCUGCUUCUCUCUCCCUGCUCGAUGAAGAGCUGCUAUCUUUAGGCCUGAAUGACCCAGCCCCAGGUCUUAAUAACCAAACACAGAAGGCAGAUGACUUCUCCAAGCACCAGUGGGCAUCAUUGCAGGUCACCGAUACAGGUUUGGAUCCAUUCGGCCUGCAGGCCACAGGGCCGGUCUUCUCCGCAGCACAGCCCGCUGCGACUGUGUUCCCCCCUACCAGCCAGACAUUCACAAAUAGCGCCCCCUCUGGUCAUGGUCUUCAAGAUCUUUCCAUGUUGAACUUGGGGGAGCCUAAAAGCUUGCCUGUGCAGCCCAUCACUGGCAACCCCUUUGUAACGGCCGCUGUUCCUGUGCCACUGGUCCAUGCCGCUCCGAACCCUCUCCUCCAGAUGGGGGCGCUCCCGGGCUCGCCCCUGCUGAGUCACACCCGUGCCCAGGCCAUCAGCUCUGCGCCAGGAAGCCCCCUCUUCCGCUCGCUGUCCCCCGCCCCUUCCUCCCUGCAGGGCAGCCCUGCCAAAGGCCCCGAGAUCUCCAUGGCCAACCUCCAUGUCCCGCUUGAUGCCAUUAAGCCCAGUAAGGUCCUGCCUGUGACCGCGUACGACAAGGACGGGGUGCGCGUGCUGCUCCACUUCGCUUCUGAGUGUCCGGCAGGCAGACCAGACGUGCUGGUAGUGGUGCUGUCCAUGCUCAAUACAGCGCCUUUGCCCAUUCGCAACGUCAGUCUGCAGGCAGCAGUCCCCAAGUCCAUGAAGGUGAAGCUACAGCCUCCAUCAGGAACGGACCUGGCACCAUUUAACCCCAUCUUGCCCCCACCCUCCAUCACCCAAAUCAUGCUGCUGGCCAAUCCCCUGAGGGAGAAGGUGCGACUGCGCUUCAAGCUGAUGUUUCUGCUCGGCGAGAGGCAGUACGCUGAAGUGGGCGAGGUGGACCAGUUUCCCCCGCCAAGCCAGUGGGACAAACUAUGACCCGUGACCUCUGAACCCUGACCUACGGCUCCGGACCCUCUGUGUCCAGUGACCGCCUCCGCAGGGGAGAACGCCGGGAGGUGCGGGGGAAGAGUGCUGUUUCCAGGUGUCGCGCAGCUUGCACUAACUGUCACCCUUGUCAUUCCAGUGUGCUUCUCAUUGUGUUGCUGACCAAAGGAGAGAAAAAAAAAAUAGUGCAGGUCCACCAAGUGUAAGUAUCACAUCUUACAGCGCUGACGAGCAAAACAACGCUUCGUCCUGACUGCUGAACACAACCACUGUGUGUAAUGUGGGCUAACAUGGAAAACAGGACACAGUCCCAUAAUGUCCUGCAUUCAGAUAAGCACACAGAUGGACAGGACCAUUUCUCAAUCCCUGUGGAAGUGAGAUGACAUAGCAUAGCAUUUCAUAGCUAAUUUUCCGUUUAUUCCGUUUAUAUUUUGGUUAUGAAGUGGACCAGGCAAAGUUAUCACGAUGGAGAUUCAGACGGGACCAUGAGUUAACCAACCUGUUAUUUACAUACUGUAAUUAUUUUCUGUAAUAUAAGCUGAAUCAGUGACUAGCACCUUUAAAGGUACACUAAGAAAGUUUCACCUUUCCAGCAGCUGAGCUGCCUGUAGGUGGGUUUAACUGCUCCUUGUGUCGAUGGCCAGAAACAUCCAAACAUAUGGGUCUACUACACACUAGUCUGGCCAUCACCAUACUAAGCACAAUCUUUUAAGAUUGACCAUUAGUCUGGGGAGUCUGCGCUUCAUUUCAACUACAUAAGAGGCGUGAUCAAUGGUAUAGUUCAAAUGACUGUAUGCUUUUGGAUAGUCCUUCAACCAAUCAGACCAACGAUCCGGGUACGCUUUUUGGAUAAGCUAGUUUGUGAUUGGACCCAGAAGAUGUGGACAGGAAGCAGGAGAGAUAGAUGUGCAGGUUUCCAGCCUGAGCUGCAGGGCGAAAUCCAAAUCGCCGGCAGAUCAGGCAGGUUUACCCAGCCUAGGUCCACACUAUAAUGAGAUGAAAAUGAAUCCACAUCAAUGGGAUAUACUGGCUAUUUAAGGAUUUUCUCUUGACAGUUACUAAUUGUACCUUUAAAGAUGCUACGGUAGGUACAGUUGUGGUGUCAAGGGGUCUGAAAGCCUGACAAUUUCGAUGGCCGGCGCAUGUAGUCCUUUACGCAUUUCACAUUGUGCCAGAAAUUUGCCAUAUUAUGUAUUAUUCCUAAGCCCCUCUUCCCCUGACACAUCUUACCAAAGAGUAAAUACCCUCAAAGGCUCCACAGGAAACAGGCCACCAGUAUCCAGACAGGCUUAUGAGGUUACAACUACACCAGUGGAGCUCCAGUGUCAAGGAUACUAGUUUGACAUCUGCAGUAAUUGUUUACGUUAUAGUUGAAGUGAUAUUUUACAUUUGCAAAGUCGAACCUUGGAUGUGUACACCACCUCUGGAUAGUGCGAGGAAAGUGACACCAGGAAAGAGAGGUUCACGACCAUUAUCUCCUCAGCAGAACAGGAACUUCUGGGAGUUAGAAUAACUUGCUUUGUUAACACUAUAAUCCAUCUGAACCCCUGGUGCAGUGUGAUGAACCCCUGGUGAUCACUACAGAGCUACUGAUGUGACUUAGCCCAUUUUAAUACCACCAUGCCUUUUAGCUAAACAAAAGUACAUAUCAUAGUUUCUGUUUACUGCAGUUACAUCUUUAGGGCAAACCACUAUUUCAGGAGCUUGCUUUGUGGAAAAGAACUGACAGGAAGCACAUGUUUGUGUUAACAUAAUGCCCUUGUAGUUAGGAGAGGUUAUUUUGAAGCCAGUAUGUGCAAUGAUGUUGGGGCCACUGAUGGGGUUUUAGUCAGAAGACACAAUUUCAUGUUAACUUUCGUCUCUGACUCUGAGUGGUGGAUUAGUGAAAGAUGUUCAGUAUACUGGAAUAUCACAGGAAACCCGGAGCCUGUUGGAUCAAACUGUGCUGUUGUAUCUACUUCACAGGUCCCAGAGGAACGCUUACUUUUCUACAUCAGUAGUGUAACCUCGUCCACAGCCUAAAAUAUACAAAACCAUUUUAUGUGCAGGCUGUUAUUUAUUUAUUGAAAGAGUAGUUUAUUGUAUUCUUCCGUAUUUAUAUUAUGACAGUAUUGUGAUUGUAUUGUAUGUGCUGCAGUUAGUCGCUGUGGUAUUACGGACAGCGAGUCCUUACUUGACCAAACUUUCCCCCAGGCUGACCUCCCAACAUCAGCAUGUGUUGACAUUUAUGGAUAAAUAGAUACAAUUGUUCAGUUGAUAUUUAUGAAUUUAUGAGGCAUAAUCGCAACAGGUCACCCCGUACAACGUAGAAGGGCAACAUGGAAAAGUGACCCGGAAAGUAUUUGUAUCUCUAGGCAUAUUUUGCCCAGGGGAACGACCAUAAAUGAAGGACACAUGAACCUGUUAAUAAGACAUUAAUAUGGUUGACAAUAUUUAAAAAUGGGAGAAUCCCCUUUGUCAUAAACACCUCAGCUGGCAGUGUUCGUCUAAAUUCAGCAGUUGCUGGAACAUAUGACCCUGCAAUUGGUACCACAGGUACCGAGUGUACCAUUGAAUCAGAAGUUUAUAUCCAGCGUCUAUUCAUGCAUUCUUGUGGUGACAGCCUUCAGUGGCUUAUCAGAUAAAGCAAGGUGUAAAUGCUAAUCGGUUUCACCUUGAUUUUGCAUUAAAUGAAGGUAUUACUAAUGUACCGGGGAACUGUGCUGGCUUUGAACAGCUGGCUUUCAAAAGUAUGUGGGGUUGACAAUUACAUUGUGACAGGCAUACAACUCCAUAUAAACAUAUCUGCUGUUAUGUGUGAUGUUG